UAACUCCCUUCAUACCCACCCUACCAAACAACGUAGCCUUAUUCUCCACAGUAGACUAGUACACGUUCAAUAUUUUCCUCCCUCUUCGAAGGCGCAGCCCCAUUGAAAUUUGCUGUUUCUUCAACUUUUCGGUCGAUUGAGUUCCCUUCCGCAGGAAAUCGUCGCUGGACCAGUCAUAUAGACAUAUAGAGAGAGAGAGAAAGAGGGGUGGGGCGAGAGAUAAAGAAUGGGACAAGUUCAAAGCGACGUCGCUGAUGCUGCCACAGUUGAUCAAGGCAAACAUUCGUCAUCCUCAUCCUCUGCGACUGACAACAAUACACAACCAGCUUCAUUGGAAUCUUUAAUCGCUGAAGCUGCAGCAUUUGGUGAUGAUGAGAAUGAGUCUCUUGAUGCGAAGGCUCAAAAAGCAUUGGAAUGCCCUUGCAUUGCUGACUUGCGGAAGGGCCCAUGCGGUACCCAGUUUUCAGAGUCUUUCCUAUGCUUUCUCAAGAGCACAGCAGAAGAAAAGGGAUCGGACUGUGUGCAUCCUUUUGUGGCAUUGCAGCAUUGCAUUAAAGCCAACCCAGAUGCAUUUUCGAAGGAUGUAUUAGAUGAUAAUAGUGAAGUCAAGAAGGAGGAAGAGAGUGAGGUCAAGAAAGAGGAAGAGCGAAGCCGUAAGUACAAAAUCAUCCCUCCCAUUUGGUCUGUGGAAUCAAAAAGUCCGAAACACAAGCUUUAGGAAGAUGUUAUUUCUCCAUUUUUGCCUCAUCCUUUUUUACCCCUUUUUUCUGAUAAAAUCUAUAAAUGAAUAUGGCAUUUUUAUUAUCUUUUUGGUCCUAAUGCCAUACUACGUUGUUUAGGGUUUCUUUCAUUUUUUGGGCCGUCUGCAUUCCCUCUUCUCUACAUAUUUGUGUGAUUGUAAGAUGCAUUCACAAUUCACAAACAAAACAAAAGCAAUAUAAUUGGUUUUAACAGU
Cornus florida is the source of this 955-nucleotide messenger RNA. RefSeq names its product mitochondrial intermembrane space import and assembly protein 40 homolog. The record is from RefSeq and is a predicted model, not a curated record. Gene Ontology annotation, biological process: protein import into mitochondrial intermembrane space. Gene Ontology annotation, cellular component: mitochondrial intermembrane space. NCBI's taxonomy places the organism in Eukaryota, Viridiplantae, Streptophyta, Magnoliopsida, Cornales, Cornaceae. The coding region runs from base 227 to 718 and encodes 163 amino acids. Gene Ontology annotation, molecular function: protein-disulfide reductase activity. The transcript has 4 exons.